Messenger RNA from Gracilinanus agilis (Agile Gracile Mouse Opossum), 1884 nucleotides. It is a transcript of the gene PAK5, whose product is annotated as p21 (RAC1) activated kinase 5. The coding region runs from base 34 to 1884 and encodes 616 amino acids. NCBI's taxonomy places the organism in Eukaryota, Metazoa, Chordata, Mammalia, Didelphimorphia, Didelphidae. The record is from RefSeq and is a predicted model, not a curated record. Gene Ontology annotation, molecular function: ATP binding; protein serine/threonine kinase activity. The transcript is spliced from 8 exons. Gene Ontology annotation, biological process: protein phosphorylation.
GACUCCACAGGCUGCCCUCUGUGCCACACCCUCAUGCAGCAUGUGACCUCCCCCCCCACCCCCCAGUGCCUUACCCCAGACAGGGGAGGGAGGAGGCACUCCCAUUGGCUGCUGGGUAGAAGAGCAGGGGGGGGUGGGGGAGGGGGAGGGAUGUCCUUAGGCACAUGGAGAGGGGGAGGGGAGCAGCUCAGCCUCAGUCCCUCUGGCUUGCCAGCAACUGCAGGGUUUUCCAUCAUGUUUGGCAAGAAAAAGAAAAGGCUUGAAAUCUCCGGACCAUCUAACUUUGAGCACAGGGUUCACACCGGGUUUGAUCCCCGAGAGCAGAAGUUCACAGGCCUUCCGCAGCAGUGGCACAGCUUGUUGGCAGACACGGCCAAUCGCCCGAAGCCCAUGGUGGACCCUUCAUGCAUCACACCCAUCCAGCUUGCGCCCAUGAAGACAAUUGUUAGAGGAAACAAACCCUGCAAGGAAACUUCAAUCAAUGGUUUGCUAGAAGAAUUUGACAAUAUCUCUGUGACUCGUUCCAAUUCUCUAAGGAAAGAAAGUCCUCCCACUCCCCACCAGGGUACUGCCAACCAUGUCCAGGGACAUUCAGAAGAAAAUGGUUUUGUCACAUUCUCUCAGUACUCCAGUGAAUCUGAUACUACCACUGACUACAUAUCAGAAAAGUACAGAGAAAAGGGUCUCUAUGGAGAUGAGUUGGAUCGAUAUUAUAAAGGCAGCCACCUAACCAAGCAAAAUGGGCAUGCAAUGAAAAUGAAAUCUGGUGAUGCCUACUAUUCUGACAUGCAGUCUUUGAGAUCAGAUAUGUCCAGGUUUCCUGUAGAUUAUCCCAGCCAAACGGAUAUGCUAAGUAAACCAAGUGAAUAUGGUGGCUUCAAAUGGGACUAUGAAAGAAUUUCAACUGCAUCUCCUCUAGAUUACCGAGAUCCCUUUCAAUUAGCUCCCUCUAGGACUGCAGGGACAAGCGAGUGCUCCAAAGAAAGCCUGGUGUACACUGAAAGUGAAUGGCGGCCCAGCAUAGAAGAUUAUGAUAAAAGACCGAAGUCUUCGUAUACAAAUGAGACGAGCCCUCAGCCAGCCAUGAGGCAGAGGUCAAGAUCGGGUUCUGGGCUUCAGGAACCCGCCAUGCCCUAUGGAGCAAGUGCAUUUAAGUCACACUCACAAGGACACUCAUACAGCUCUUACACCUACCCUCGCCUCUCCGAAACCACCACGUGCAUUCCAAAGGACUCUCCAUCUUCAAUCCAUGCCUUUGUGCAAGCUGUCCUUCAUGGCUGGAAUACAUUCCUUCCUUACUCCAUCUCUAAAGAUAUUAUAUUCUUCAAAACUCAGUUCAAAAUGAAUGAAGAACAAAUAGCUACAGUCUGUUUAUCAGUCCUGAAGGCCCUUUCUUACCUUCACAAUCAAGGGGUUAUUCACCGAGACAUAAAGAGUGACUCCAUUCUUCUGACAAGUGAUGGUCGGAUAAAGUUAUCUGAUUUUGGUUUCUGUGCCCAAGUUUCCAAAGAAGUCCCAAAAAGGAAAUCACUGGUAGGCACUCCCUACUGGAUGGCACCAGAAGUGAUAUCUAGACUACCUUAUGGAACAGAGGUGGAUAUCUGGUCCCUUGGCAUUAUGGUCAUAGAAAUGAUAGAUGGAGAGCCUCCUUACUUCAACGAACCUCCUCUCCAAGCAAUGCGAAGGAUCCGUGAUAACUUACCUCCAAGAGUGAAGGACUUACACAAGGUUUCCUCAGUGCUUCGGGGGUUCCUAGACUUGAUGUUGGUGAGGGAACCCUCCCAGAGGGGAACAGCACAAGAACUCAUCAGACAUCCAUUCUUGAAACUUGCAGGUCCACCUUCUUGCAUCGUGCCCCUCAUGAGACAAUAUAGGCAUCGCUGA